This is a messenger RNA of Ctenocephalides felis (cat flea), 1317 nucleotides long. It is a transcript of the gene Pex7, whose product is annotated as peroxisomal targeting signal 2 receptor. Gene Ontology annotation, cellular component: peroxisomal matrix; cytosol. Gene Ontology annotation, molecular function: protein binding. The transcript has 5 exons. NCBI's taxonomy places the organism in Eukaryota, Metazoa, Arthropoda, Insecta, Siphonaptera, Pulicidae. The record is from RefSeq and is a predicted model, not a curated record. The coding region runs from base 256 to 1206 and encodes 316 amino acids. Gene Ontology annotation, biological process: protein import into peroxisome matrix.
CUUUAAAUCGUGUUUUUUGUUUUUGUUUCUGUUUAUUGUUAAUUUUGUCAUAUUAAAAAUAAACACAAUGACUUAAUUACUUUCAUGUUAACAUUUCUCGCUAUAAAAUAUUAUACAGAAUCUUUAGAGAAUAUCGAAUGAUGAGAAUUGCAAAACAUUUAAUAACGUUAUUAAUAAGUGUUUAUAAUGUUUAAUUAAUUAUUGGAGAAACGUGAGAACGUUUAUUACAAUGCUAAUGUGGAAAAUCAAGUGAAAAUGCCAACAUUCCUUACACCAAAUCGACAUGGCUAUUCUGUUAGAUUUUCACCAUUCUCACCUGACCGAAUUGCUGUUGCAACGAGUCAAUACUAUGGAUUAGCCGGUGGAGGUACAUUAUUUUUAUUAGAACUGACUCCAGAUGGGGGCAUCAUUGAGAUUCAAAGCCUCCAGUGGGGAGAUGGAUUGUUUGAUGUGGUGUGGUCAGAGAUAGAUUCCAAUACAGUGAUAACAGCUUCAGGUGAUGGUGGACUACAACUAUGGAAUAUUACAAACGUUCCAACAAUGCCUCAUAGUGUUUACAAGGAACAUAAAAAAGAAGUUUAUUCAGUAGAUUGGAGCAGAACAAGACAGGAACAGCAUAUGCUCAGUGCUUCAUGGGACUGCACCGUUAAACUUUGGGACCCUAACAGAUUAACAUCAUUAAGUACAUACUUAGGCCACUCACAACUGGUGUAUAAUGCAAUGUUUUCACGGCAUAUACCUAAUACAUUUGCAUCUGUUAGCGGAGAUGGAUUUUUAAAAUUAUGGAAUACAUUGAAUUCGCAGAGACCUGAUGCAAGCAUCAAGGCUCACGAUGCUGAGGUUUUAUCUUGUGAUUGGUGCAAGUACGAGCAAAAUGUUUUAGCUACUGCUGGAUCAGAUGGCUUAAUAAAAGGAUGGGAUAUUCGUAACAUGACUAUGCCUAUUUUUGAACUUAAAGGUUGUGAAUAUGCUGUUCGAAGGAUACAGUUUUCACCACAUAGCAUGAGCAUUUUGGCUUCAGUAUCAUAUGAUUUUACAACAAGGAUAUGGGACUUUAAACAAUCAGCGGACGCUAUAGAAGUUAUUAAACAUCACUCAGAAUUCACAUAUGGCUUAGAUUGGAAUAUUAAUAAAAAGAGUCAGCUUGCUGAUUGUGGUUGGGACUCAUUGGUACAUAUAUUCACGCCAAGAUGUCUACAGACAUGAAAUUUCUGUGCUACCUUGUAAGAAUUAUUGAAUUUUACCCGAGGGAGAAAAAAAUGUGAUAUGCAAAUUACAAUAAAACAAUUGGAUAUGUUUAUAGCUUUGUACUCAAAA